AUGCCGCAAAUUAUUCACCUCGUGCGCCACGGUCAAGCCGUUCAUAACCUCGGCGAAGCAAACAACAUUCUGCCCGACACAGACUUGACGCCUUUGGGACAAGAGCAAGCCAAAGGCCUGAUCUCCAAGUGCCCAGAGCUUGUCAAUGUUGACCUCAUUGUGUCAUCGCCAUUGCGGCGAACUCUCCAAACGACCUUGCUGGGGUUCUCUUCACAACUAGAGCGCGGCUUACAAAUUGUGGCCUUGCCAGAAGUGCAGGAAGUCAGCGCUAUGAACUGCGACACGGGCAGUGAUCUCGCUGUGAUAAAGGAGGAGUUCAGACAAGAACCUGUGGAUUUCAGUCUGGUUGAGCCGGGCUGGCAAGUCAAGGAGGGUAAAUGGGCUCCAGUUGUGGGCAGUAUUUCAGAGAGGGCCCGGGCCGCACGGCAAUGGCUGAGUGAAAGACCCGAGUCAGAAAUCGUGGUUGUCACUCAUGGUUGCUUCUUACAUUUCUUCACGGAUGAUUGGGUCAACUCUGUGAACCCAGAUGGUACGGAUUGGGCCAAUGCAGAAGUUCGUUCUUACACGAUUUCGCAUGACGACCGCGAAGGGCCAGUUUUAUGUGAGACUAUAGAGUCUAGAAUGAGACGAGGAGUAGAUCCAGUUCCUCUGACGAGAGAAGAACAAUUAUAUCUACGACAGAAUGCAAUGAAGGCAGCGAUUGAAUGGGGUCUUAUACGGCCGUGA
Molecule: messenger RNA, 726 nt
Organism: Fusarium verticillioides 7600
Lineage: Eukaryota; Fungi; Ascomycota; Sordariomycetes; Hypocreales; Nectriaceae
Exons: 3
Coding region: 1-726 (241 amino acids)
Cellular component (GO): cytoplasm
Molecular function (GO): phosphatase activity
Source: RefSeq, a predicted model, not a curated record